CUGUAUUUGUCCCGCAUAUCAGCGACCAAGGAGUUUGCAUACAUGAAGGCUCUAUAUGACCGUGGCUUCCCAGUACCCAAACCCAUAGAUUUCAACAGACACUGUGUUGUUAUGCAGCUAGUUGGAGGGGGACCCUUAACCCAUGUAUCAGCAGUUGAUGAUGUUGAAGCACUUUAUGACGAGCUAAUGAACCUUAUAGUGCGACUGGGCAACUGUGGUGUCAUUCACGGUGACUUCAAUGAGUUCAACAUCAUGAUAGAUGAGGAAGGACACCCCAUCAUCAUAGACUUCCCUCAGAUGAUCUCCACCAUGCACCCCAACGCUGAACUAUACUUUGACCGAGAUGUUCAAUGUGUCAGAGCGUUCUUUAAGAAGAGGUUUGGGUAUGAGUCCAGUCUGUACCCCAAAUUCUCUGAACUGGAGCGAGAUGAGGACUUGGAUCGAGAGGUGGCUUGUUCAGGGUACAGGAAGGAACAUGAUCAUCAGUUACUGCAGGUCAGUAUAGGGAGAAAAUAUAUGAGACAUAAUGACUUUCUGGACGAUUUUAAUUUCAGUUAG
Danaus chrysippus (African queen) is the source of this 558-nucleotide messenger RNA. Lineage: Eukaryota; Metazoa; Arthropoda; Insecta; Lepidoptera; Nymphalidae. The record is from the annotation of a GenBank genome assembly.